UCUCUCUCUCUACUACUAUGGCAGAAGUUGCUCCCGCCGCACCCGCUCCUCCGGCCAAGCCGGCCAGGAAGAAGUCAGCUAAAUCUACAAAGAGGCCUGGACCCAGCGUUGCCGACCUCAUCGUGAAGGCCGUGACCGCCAGCAAAGAGCGGAAAGGCGUCUCCUAUGUUACCCUGAAGAAGACUCUGGCCGCUCAGGGACAUGAGAAAACCGGACAGAUCAAGCGUGCCUUGAAGAGGUUGGUGGAGAAAGGCGUCCUUCAGCAGACAAGCGGGACCGGCGCUUCUGGGUCUUUCAAAUUGGCCAAGAAAGCUGAGAAGCCCAAGAAGAAGGCACCCAAGAAGACAGUCAAAGCCAAGAAGCCGGUAGCCACAAAGAAAGUCAAAUCAGCGGCAUCUCCUAAGAAACCAAAGAAGAAGUCCGUCGCCAAGAAAUCCCCGGCAAAGAAGACCGCAAAGAGCCCCAAGAAGACGAAGCCUGCUACCAAGAAGAAGCCACGUACCCCUAAGAAGGCAGCCCCUAAAAGGGCCCCUAAGCCUAAGGUCACAAAGAAGGCGACACCCAAGAAAGUCGUUAAGAAGGCUGCACCCAAGAAAGCCGCUAAGAAGUAAAUAACGGUUUACUUCUAACAACCCAAAGGCUCUUUUAAGAGCCACCC
Molecule: messenger RNA, 658 nt
Organism: Cheilinus undulatus (humphead wrasse)
Lineage: Eukaryota; Metazoa; Chordata; Actinopteri; Labriformes; Labridae
Product: histone H1-like
Exons: 1
Coding region: 18-611 (197 amino acids)
Biological process (GO): nucleosome assembly
Cellular component (GO): nucleosome
Molecular function (GO): structural constituent of chromatin; DNA binding
Source: RefSeq, a predicted model, not a curated record